AGCAAAGCCCCUUCCCUAUGCUCACACAUCCAACACCAUGAACCCCACCUUGCCAUCUAUCUCCUUCCAAUCUCCUUGUUUCAAGAUCCAACCAGAUCCUCAGCGGAGCCACUGGCCUCCUCGGCAACAGAGCACAAGGAAACCAGGGCUGUCUCUAAAGCUUAUACGCGCAACACUAGGACCAGACGCCAAUGGCGGACUCCACAAUGCUGACCGCAGAGGUGCCACCUUACCAUCUUCGCCCCUGUCAGAUGUAGUUCAGGAGUUUUACUCCUCCCUCAAUGAAAAGAACAGCAAACGACUCGAUAAGUUGAUGGCCCCUGAUUGCAUCGUCGAGGAUACUGCUUAUUAUAAGCCACUGGAUGCCAAGUGUACCCGUAUCUACUUCAAACGAUUGAUGGAAUCCAUGGGAAAGAAGGUCAAAUUUGCCAUUGACGAGGUUUGUCAAGGUGCAGGGCGGACCGCUGCAGUAAUGUGGCACCUUGAAUGGAAUGGAUACAUCAUCCCCUUUACGAAGGGCUGCAGCUUCUACAUAUGCUCAGCAAAUGGAGCAGCGCUUCUUAUCAGGAAAAUUCACAUCUUCGAUGAGUCACCACUGAAGCCAGGAAAGUGGGCAUUGGAAAUACUCAACAUUGUUACCAACUUGAUCAACAUGUUCCCCAAACUAGCUGAAGGUUUCCUCAAGGAUCCAGAAGCAGUAGUUCAACCAUUCAUAAAGAUCUACAAGUUUUAUGUGGAGCCUUUUAUCCUCCCCUUUCUUGCAUAUUAUACCCACUUCUGGACAUAUGUGGCUCGAGGAUUGACUAUGGUGCUACAUAUCUUGUAUAACCUAUAUAAACAGCUUAUGUAAAGAGCUAAAGUGACUGAAUCCAGAAAAACAAAUUUGCAAAGAUU
Molecule: messenger RNA, 894 nt
Organism: Sorghum bicolor (sorghum)
Lineage: Eukaryota; Viridiplantae; Streptophyta; Magnoliopsida; Poales; Poaceae
Exons: 6
Coding region: 38-850 (270 amino acids)
Source: RefSeq, a predicted model, not a curated record